Messenger RNA from Neurospora tetraspora, 3091 nucleotides. Its product is annotated as putative mitochondrial fission protein. Gene Ontology annotation, biological process: mitochondrion localization; mitochondrial fusion. Lineage: Eukaryota; Fungi; Ascomycota; Sordariomycetes; Sordariales; Sordariaceae. The record is from RefSeq and is a predicted model, not a curated record. The transcript has 2 exons. Gene Ontology annotation, cellular component: mitochondrial outer membrane. Gene Ontology annotation, molecular function: GTP binding; GTPase activity. Bases 102 to 2867 code for a protein of 921 amino acids.
GCUCAACCUCCGAUCUCCCGCCCUCGAUGCUCUUCUGAUAAACGCCUCCCCCACGCAUCCUCUCGGUCCUCCCUCGACACUGCGACAAUCCAUCCACGACCAUGAGCCAGGAUUAUUUCCCCUCCAAGGGCAAGGCGCCCCAGCAACACGACGAGCACGGCGAGCCGCGCGAAUUCGAUGAUGGCGCCGGACAACACGCGCAGGUCCCGGGAGCCCCGACCACGCCCGCGUACAUGACCGUCGGCACCGGCUCGACUUCCCAACAUGCUGCCCGCCUUCAGGCCAUGCUCGACAACGACUCCGGCUACGGCGGCAGCAUUGCCGGUGACUCAAGGGCCCCUUCCCACUGGGACUCGGCUGUGCACCACGAUAGCCCGUUACCAACUCCGACCACCGCCACUCACGAUGACGAUGCCAACCGCCGUUCUCAGGCCGGCGCCGUACACCAGCUAUGGUAUAACCAGCACCGCGUCACACUAGGCCGCUCCAUCAACACCGUCGUCGAGCUUCUCAAGAAGUUGCAGGAGAUGAACGUGACAUGGCCUGCGCAUUAUCCCUCCGUCCAGCGGGCUGCUCUCGAUGAGCCCAACCACUAUGGCCCACCGGGUCUGCAUCGCUCUUCGACCAUGGGCGCAGACGCCGCGUUCCCUCCGCCGCCAUCCCCCCACUCACUACGAAGAUCCAUGACAACUCUGGACGACCACGUCGAGCCCGAAUCCAGCCGGGCUGCUGAGAGGAGGAACACCGGUUCGGAACCUCGACUAGUUUCCCCACAGAUUGCCCAAGAGUUUUCCGUCCUCAAGUUGGAUCUUAAUCUGGGUUCUCUACACCAGGCCGACCUCGUACAUUCGCUGCAGAAGGAGUCAGUGGCUUCUUUGCUCGAUGGUAAAAUUCGCUCCAGCAUCAAACAUCUUUACUCGCUGCGCGAGAGAAUUGAAGAUACUUCGAGCAAGGUUUUGGUCACUGGUGAUCUGAAUGCGGGAAAGUCUACCUUCUGCAAUGCCUUGCUCCGUCGGAAGGUCCUGCCUGAAGACCAACAACCCUGCACGAGUAUCUUCUGCGAGGUCCUGGACGCGAGGGAAAACGGCGGAAUUGAAGAGGUCCACGCAGUUCACAGGGAUGCAAUCUACGAUCGUCACGAUGAGGCCACCUACGACGUCUAUUCCCUGAAGGAGCUGGAGAAAAUUGUCACCGAUAACGAGUCCUACCAACAAUGCAAAAUCUACAUCCGGGAUGCGCGAACUAUUGACGAGUCUCUCCUGAACAACGGUGUUGUCGACAUUGCGCUCAUUGACGCCCCCGGUUUGAACAUGGACACCACCAAGACCACGGCCAUUUUUGCGCGACAGGAGGAGAUCGACGUUGUCGUUUUCGUUGUUUCCGCUACUAACCACUUCACGCAAACGGCGACCGAGUUCAUUAGGGCCGCUGCUGCUGAAAAGGCCUACCUCUUCAUCGUCGUCAACGGCUUCGACACCAUUAGAGAUAAGGAGCGUUGCCAGAAGCUCAUCCUUAACCAAGUUAGGGGUCUGAGCCCUGCGACGCACAAAGAGGCGGAUGAGCUGGUACACUUCGUCUCCAGUACUGCGAUUCCCAUGGCCCCAUCGCCGCCUGGUGGUUCUUACGGAGGUGGAUCGGGCAGCGCAAGCGGUGGCGGUGGAGGGGAUGAUGGCGACGAUGAUGAUCCUAAGGGCAAGGGCAAGAAGAAGGAGAUGGCCCGGGACUUCUCGAACCUUGAACAGUCUUUGCGGAGAUUCGUCUUAGAGAAGCGGGCUCGCUCAAAGUUGGCACCGGCCAAGACCUAUCUUACCAACAUUCUGAACGACGUCCACGUACUUGCUACUGUCAACCAGGAAGUUGCCCAGUCAGAGUUCGACCGGAUGAAUCAGGAACUGCAGAAGCUUGAGCCAGAACUUGAGCGGAGCAAGCAGGCCAAGCAGGAGAUCAAUGAGAAGGUUGACCAGACGAUCGAGGAGACCUGCCAGGAGAUUUACGAAUAUUCGCGUAACACGAUUAGCAGCUCGAUCGAACGCGCCGGUGAUGGCAACUUCGGAAUCCCCUAUCCUGGUCUCUUCAGUGCGUUCGAGUAUGCCGAGGAGCUCAAGGAGGCUAUGCUUUCGCAGAUUGCUGCCUCGGUCACUCAGUGUGAGGAACACGCGAGAGCCAGGACCGUUGACGGUGUCAACAUGAUCAAGCAGCUCGGAAUCAUGCACCUAGGAAACGAGUACACCGAUCUGGCCUUCCGCCCGGAUGUUAUGUUCCGCCGCAAGAAGGAUGCUCUUGCGCGCCAAGUCGACAUUCCCACCGAGCUGUGGGACUUUGUCGACUGGAGUACUGUGCUUCAAAAGGAGGAGAAGGCCGGCAUGGCACUUACCGUUGCCGGUGUCGUUGGCACAAGCGUGCUCAGCGGUUACAGCCAGAUGAACCUUGCUCUCCGUGCAGCCCAGAUCCUAGGAACCAACAACGUUGGCCGCCUCAUUAUUCCUGGCUUGAUUGCGGCCGCCGUGGCAGCGACGUACUACGUCCUGAACCAGAUUCCUCACUCUCUUCCGCACCGCCUGAAGGAGAAGAUCUCCACUCAGCUCGCCGCCAUCGACUAUGUCCACUCGAAUAGCACCCGUAUCUCCGGUUCGGUGCGGAAGGUCCUCCGUUUCCCGGCCGACUCCCUCCGCGUUGGCCUUCAGCGUUCCGUAGAGAAGCUUGACGGUCGCCGUAACGAAACUCUGCGCGUCAAGGCUGAGAGCGACGUUGCGCUCAAGUACUUCGCCAAUCUCGUCCGCGAAAGCGGUCAUCAACGUCGGGUUGUCGAAGCUGUCGAUCUCGAUGGCCAUCCUCCUGGUCUUGCUGGCAUUGGAGGUUUCCACUAGACGGCCUGGGUUGGAAGGCAUUCUCCGCUUUAGUUGGCUUUUCUUUGUUAUAGUCGGCGUUAUUGGUGCCUGUUGUGAGAAAAACACAGAUUAUCAUCAUACCCCUUGUUUUGAGCACACACACAUAGAUCGCCUGUAUGAGACAGGAAGGGGAGGUUAAAAUUGCAAGCGUAUGUAUUACGAGCUCAUGAGUUGACGGAGAAAAUGCCGAGGCAAGCAUAGUU